AUGGAGAACAUCAUACAUAUUGUUGAUUCUCGGGAUAAAGGAAUCAUGGACUAUGCUAUUCCUGUUUUUAGUCAUUUAAAUUCAGGAAUACUAAGGCCACAAAUUAAGGCAACUCACUUUGAGCUCACACCUGUCAUGUUUCAGAUGUUGCAGACUAAUGGCCAGUUCAGUGUUGGGAUACAUGAAACAGAUGCAUAUAAUGCAUUUACAACACAACUCACAUCUAUAACUGACAUGAUUGAGAAUAUGAAUGUUAGCCCAGAUGUGCGAACUGUUGAUGCAACAUCGUAUCCUACUGUCAAUUCUAUAGCAUGGUGGCGCCAAGAGGUGGUGAUCUCAGCUCCAUCAGCUGAUGCACCUGUGUUUGUUGUAGGAGUAAAUGAGACCACAUACAAGCCAAGCAUGGAUAUUAUAUCCAAUCCAAGCUGCACCAUUAUCUACUUGGCUCCUUUGGCUAAGGUACCAUUCUUUUGA
Messenger RNA from Cynara cardunculus var. scolymus (artichoke), 474 nucleotides. Its product is annotated as glyceraldehyde-3-phosphate dehydrogenase, testis-specific-like. Bases 1 to 474 code for a protein of 157 amino acids. Gene Ontology annotation, molecular function: oxidoreductase activity, acting on the aldehyde or oxo group of donors, NAD or NADP as acceptor. Lineage: Eukaryota; Viridiplantae; Streptophyta; Magnoliopsida; Asterales; Asteraceae. The record is from RefSeq and is a predicted model, not a curated record. The transcript has 3 exons.